GAGGCGGCCUGUAGGUACGGUACACGUAUAGCCGUUCUAUACCGACGAGGGCUCUACUACAGUAGAGUUCGGUUCCUGACGGUGGCACCGGUCGGUCCGUCGUGUGGAAUGAUUACAUUCGAAAUGUGUCCCGACUCGUGGAUACACAAAGACUGCAUAAUUAGUUGCGAUUCCGUAAGUGAAAAUUAAUUCAGACUUACUACUUUGUUCCUUCCAAUAAGUUCUGAAUUUAUAGACGUGUUUAUAGACUGUGGAAUUACUGUUUAAUAAAUAUCUUGAGUUACCGAGCGCUGUUGCCGGCGUGCAUUUCUGAUAUAAAUAUCAUGCAGGACCGAUAGACAUCAGAUUCAGGCGGAUGGCGCUAGUGGAGGAGACAGGCGCGGGCGCCGCCGACGACCCGGAAGCCUUGCUCAACGAGUGGUUGGGGGAACUCACCGUGCUCACUGCGGGUCUAAAUUCCUCAAGCGAAGUGACGACUGCACUCAGGCCGCUAGAAAUAGUGGCACCUCGCAUUGACACCUACCGCUUCUCUAUGGCCAACUUGGAAGAAACACAAGAUGCAGACCUGGACGCUAUCUUGGGGGAACUCUGCGCCCUGGACUCAGAAUAUGAUGAAGAGAUAUCCAGGGUUUCUUCUGGUUUUUCAUCUGAUGCUAAAGAGAGAAAUAAUAGCGGUGAAGGCUGUUCUCAGCGCCAGCAGUGCAGUAAGGAGUGUUCUGAUGGAGCAGCCAACAUUUCGCGCACAGACUCCCCUGAUAAUGAUUCAGCUUUUAGUGACACUGUGUCCAUGCUGUCUAGUGAGUCAUCAGCCUCCAGCAGCGCCAGCUCCAAAUGUAAAGCUCUCAAACUGAAUCUACAUGACACUCAGAAGGAUGCCAGUUUCCAACAAAAAGCUGACAAGAUCAAGUUGGCUCUAGAGAGGAUGCGAGAGGCAAACGUGAAGAAAUUAUUCAUUAAAGCUUUUUCCAUGGACGGUUCUUCCAAAAGCCUUCUGGUGGACGAAAAGAUGACGUGCGGCUACGUGGCCAGGUUGCUGGCAGACAAAAACCACGUCACGAUGGAACCAAAGUGGGCAAUCGUCGAACAUUUACCUGAUUUACACAUGGAGCGUGUGUAUGAAGAUCAUGAAAUGCUAGUUGAUAAUUUAAUGUUGUGGACCAGAGAGUCCAAAAACAAAAUUUUGUUUGCCGAAAGAUCCGACAAAAUAUCACUAUUCCAAACUCCAGAAAAGUUUUUGCUGACUGAAGAUGAUAGAGGUUGGUCAAGUGAACACGAUGAACACUCGAGGCAAGUAAUUCUAGAAGAGUUUUUCGGUCAGAGUGGAGGGACUAUAAGCUCGGUACCCUCCGUGUCAGGGCAUCCUGUGCCCCCCAUGGAAGGCCCACUCUACCUGAAAAGCGACGCAAAGAAAGGCUGGAAGAAAUACCAUUUCGUGCUCCGUCCAUCAGGACUGUACUACUCGCCAAAGGACAAAGUAAAAACUCUGAAAGAAUUGGUAUGCCUGGCUACCUUCGACACGAAUGAAGUCUACCUGGGACUGAACUGGAAGAAGAAGUACAAGUCUCCAACAGACUACUGCUUCGCUAUCAAACAUCCGAGACUGCAGCAACCAAAGAGUGUUAAAUUUAUUAAGUUCCUAUGUGCUGAUGAUCAGCGCACGCUCGAGAGAUGGGUGACCGCAAUGAGGAUAGCAAAGCACGGAAGGCAAUUACUGGAAAAUCACCGAUCGUUGGUAGAAGAGCUAACGCAAGAGGACUUGGAUCACCUGGCUCAUGCGCGAUCAUGUUCUAUAUCUUCGAUCCCAACGAAAACGAAUGGUAGUACCACAGCUGGCAUCAACAGCCCAGCGCAGUCUAACUCAAGUAACGUCAGUGUUGCCAACUCCGACAUCAGCAGCGGAAGGCACUCGCGGGCGUCCUCCUCGAGCUCCAGCGGGUGUCUCUCCGACGGCGGCACCGCUUCCGAGAGCGCGUUUGACUGUGAAUUCCCUAUGGGCACUAUAAAACGCAAGCCUUCCAUGAAACCGAACAUUCCUCUGACUUGGAUGACACGUCAGCUGAAAGAGAUGGUGGAAAAAGGGGGAGAGUGCGACGGAGAAGACGAAGGAGGUGGCGACGGCGGCACCCUCACCAGGAGACCACGGAACUCCCGUGCUGAGGACUCCACGCUCAAGCGGCACCAUAGCAUCGAAACAACAGACAAUUCUGUCUAUAGCGCUACAAACACUACCCAUCUUAAUUCUUUGGGUAGUCCAGCUCGACACGAGCCGCCGUCGUCAUCUUACGGACUCUACGAGAGCAUCCCCCGGGAGAAUCUCUACAGAAAUAGUUCAGACAACAGUUCUACUCUAUAUGGUUAUGCAACUGUUUACGAUAAAGUGCAAAGGCCGCCGGAGGUCCCGGUAGCCGAAGAGUUACCGCUGCCACCACCACCCUCUGAAGAUAUACCAGAUGGCAUGUUUAGUUCUACUUUAAGUUUGGAUUCACUUCCACCUCCCCCGCCGCCCUUGGAUAUCAUUGAAGACAUUUCUGGGUCUCAACUUAGUUUGCCACCACCACCACCAGAGCAUACAAUGGAAGCGCAUAGCGGCCGAGUGCAGGACAUAGUAAGCCAGUUGACUGCGCAGCAGAUCGAGCAGACUGCGCGAGCUGGCCUUUCUAGAACCAGCUCGCGAAGUUCAGAAACCAGUCGCACCUUUCCACGACAACCGUCCCUAGAUAGUGUCAACUCAGACACCUCACGAACCUCCUCCCUCCAUUCCGAUAAAAGCAUUUACGGCCAGCAGAAUGUUGCUUAUGGUGCCUGUUUGGUCGAACUUCAGAACAAGAAACUUAGUAAUGGCAGUCCCUCCAUCCAAAAGAAACUCACCACUGAAACAACGAAAGAACGCACGGGAUCCAUAAAGAAAGUUAAUUUCGCUGAUGAUCUUCCAACGUGUUCAGACACCAAAGGGAAAAAGAAAAUUUCAUUCAAUUUAAAAGAUCCUCCGCCAUCCUCACCGCGAAAGCCGCCUCCACCCAAACGCAAUGAGAGUACGAGGCUGUCGUCACCUAAGAAACUAGCAGACUCCAAUAGCAAUCCGCCGAAAGAAUUUUUGAAAGAUUUACAAAGAGUGAUGAGGAAAAAAUGGCAAGUCGCCCAGAAGUGUAAAUUAGAACCGGCGACGACGCCUCACGAGGUGCUCGGUUUUCGUGAGUAUCCACUGUCUGAGGAUUACAAGGAGACGAGUGUUUCGAUGUGGGUGCAAGAACACUACGGCGGAGGGGUAGAAGAUCCAUUUUAUGAAAAUAUGUAUGGAAGAGAGCCUCAGCCGCGGCGGGAGGAACCCAAACCAAUCAAGAAGAGGCCGCCGCCCGCGCCGCCGCGUCGCAGCGAGUCCACACAUCUGUCCACACACCCGCAUCCUUCCGCAGUUCACCCUACGGCCUAACUCGAACUUGUACAAUAGAGGGCAACGGGUCAGUGUAGAUGAAUUAACUCGAAUAUCCAAUUUAACGCCUCAAUGAAAUAUAUUAGGUAUAUAAAGUUUAGUGAUAUUCUUGCAGCUAUUUGUGUUACUGCAGUACUUCGAACUGAUGGUUUGCUAAAAUUAUACUCGUAUGUACCUAUUUACUUAAUACAAUUUAGAGAAUUCUACUUUAGGACUUAAGUAUCUAUUGGCGAAUCCUUUCAUUAUUUAAUAAAUUAUAUGCUCUCUUUACACAGAAGACAAAAAUUUAUCGAUCAGACGUAAAUUAACUAAAUAAAUCAUUUUGACCAAUUUGGGUAUUAUAAAAAAUAAUAAUCCUUUUUGAAGGCAAAUUAUAAUUAAUAAUCUUAUAGUUAUUUGAAAGGCGGUGCUAUUUUGAAAAUGGUAUACUAAGGUAUGUAGGAUGGAUUUUGUUGUUUACUUGUAGUUAUCGGAAGAUAGGUUAUGUAUUGAAAGGAAAUGCCUAUUUAAAUUUUAAAUUUAAGUUAGGAUUAUAUUAUGACGAGCAGAGCUCAGAAUAUCUUGGAGAUUAUCCUAAGUAUAGAUACGUAUAGCAAGUUUAAUUGAGUCUUUCAAACCUUCAUAACUACAAGUAGACAUUCAAAAUAUAUUUAUUGCAAGAAGUUGGAGUUUUGUCAAUUUUAUAUUAUGUUCCUAGUUAAUUAUUGCAUGUUAUUACAAUAUACCACCAUAAUUUGAAAAAGCACUCGGCGAAGAAUCGUAUACGUUCAUGAUAUUAGUUUACAACAUAUUAUAUGUUUUACAUCGUAAAUAGAAUUGGAAACUAAGUACGUUCUUCACACACUUCACCCAUCAACAGUAGAUAAGAGCGUAUUGAAUUUCUGUAGAAAUGGUCUGUAUAUCCAAGUUAGGUAAAUGUCUACAUAUUUUAGGCUGACGACUGAUUUCGAAAUUUAUGGACACAAAUGUGUUAUUUGUAUUUUGGGAUGUUUGCACGGAAAGGCUUAAUGUUCACCGUUGAUUAAAAUCUGAUGUUUUGGCAUUUUAAGCAGUUUAUCUGUGAAACCUUAGCUCAUUAAAUACUGAUGUAUGUUAAACUUUCGGUUAUCAUUCCGCUUGUUUUCAAUUGAUUUAAUGCACAAUGGAUGACUUAAUUGUUGUUGUUCAUCAGUAGGUAAUUUAUAUCGCGUCCGCAAGUCGUUAUGAGUCAGUAUAUAUUUAUAAUAUAGGUACAUAUUAUAUUCACAAACAACAUCACAUGUACGUAAUGCUUUCCGGUGUAUAUUAUUACCCUUUAAAGCAAUGACUACCACUACCACAGACACGAGAUGGGCAAUUAUUGUACUUAUAUCUGCGUUAAACUAAAGUACCAUAGUAAGCCUUACUUAGAAAAUAUAAAACGCAUCACAUCACAUGUUUUAACGUACAUUACAAGAAUAUGUGAGGUUUCUAGUGAGACUUUCAUUAUAUAGUGAGUUGACAUAUUCCUUAAUUUGUGCCAUAGUCAGUCAUGUUAUAAAGUCGUUUUGUUUAUCGCCGAACCUCGACGAUUGACGAAACAAAUGAUUUAUAUUGUACAUAGACAAGUGACACUAUAAGCUGUUUAUAGUUAUCAAUAAGAACACUUACGUUGAUAUGUGUCAUAUUAUAUGUUUAUUUUAAUAAUAGCUACAUUUUUCGUGUCCAAGCUUAAGAUCAACGGAUGCCUGUGUAGAUAAUAUAUUAUUUGUGUUUAUUACCCUUGUAGAACUCCGAUGAGUCUGAUCUCGCCGGUCCCGCGCUGCGUAAUGUUAUUUUUGGGCUGUGAUUUAAUCGCUGGAUCAUUUUGAAUCAUUCGUUUAGUUUUGUUGCUUGUAUUGUACACGAAGGAACCCGCCCUGUGCGGUGCGCGGGGUCCUGUGUUUUCGAACCCUUGUAAACGAAUAGAAAUGAACAUUUUAUCUGAUAUGCAUUAAUAUUAAUAUAAUAUGAUAAUGAGAUAAAGAUAAUUAAGUUUUCAAUACCUGUCUAGGUUAACAAUUGAAACGUCAUGGUUUCGUUUAAGACACUAACUUUAUUUAACUAAGGAAAUAAAUACUAACUAAAGAUCAGAAGGAAAUGUAGUUAAAGCGGACUAGCUUAUCCAACAAUAUUUAGCUGGAAAUUAACUAAUACAACUAGAAACAGUUUAUUUUUACUUUACAUAAUGAUGUAUGAAUGAAUAAUCUUCAUUGUGUAAAUGUAAGUUUAUAUUAAAGUUAAAAUGAAAAUAGUAAAACUAGAAACCGUUGUAAAAGUUGUCAAUAGACACAACAAAAUGUUGAAGCUAACGAUUAAAAAAAUUGGCCAUUGGAUAGAUUAGUCUUAUCUUUUUUCCCUGGUCUUAGGUUCGAUCAGAGGCUUACCAGAAUGCCUAACCUAUAUAAUACCUAUGUAUGUAUGUCUAGUUUGAAAGUUCGAGAUGAAUUCUUACAAGUAGGCUUUUUAUGGGUGUGGCUUUGAGGAAGAAGAUUAAGUGUUCCAUAAAUAACAAAGACCUGUUUAAUAUGGGCCAUAAGUAAUAACUAUUUUUACGUAGAUGCGAUUAAAUAGUUGCGUUGUAUAUCGGAAUUCCCUCCAACACACAUUCGGGUUGCAAAGACUGAAUUUAAAUCAAUCCGAUAUUUGACAAUAAGCUUGCGUCCGCACACAGACUUGAAAAGUGCCGAGCAAGGAAUAACAUGUAAUCGAGGUUGGGACGGGCGCUCCAUGCUCUGUGCAGAUCUUAAAGAAAAACUAAGAAAUCCUGCGGUGCCGCAUCACCUCAUUUCAUUUAUAGCGCACAUUUUUCGUGAGUCUUGUGAUCAGUGACUGCCUAGAGAGCAAAGAAAUAAUUUCGUUACAAUUUAAAAGUAAAUACAAGGACUUAAAAAUUAAUAUUACAGGCUGAAAUAUUUUUAUUCAUUACCAUUCCAUAAUAGCAUUUUUAUAAAAUCUCAUUCUUUGAUUGUUACGUAAAAUUGUUAUUGUACUAUUUCACAUUUUACUAAGAAUUGAUUUCGAUAAAAACAUUUUAAUAAUGGAAUAUCUUGAAUAAAUUAGAUUAACGUCUAAGAGUAUUAUAUGAGUUCAUCGCAAAUUAAUAUUUUUUAUUAUAAGCCAUUAUGUCUUAUUUUAUAAUUUGUUCAAAUCAUGUGUAAAAUUUUGAUAAAAUUACCUAGGUACCUACCGAUUAAAUAUAACUUCGGUCCAAGUAUGUACAUAUAUAAAACACAUGAUUCAUACACAUAGUGAUUGAGAUAAAAUUUAGAUACCUUUAACAGAUGUGCUAUGUAUGUAUAAAUUUUGAAUUUUUUUCAUUGGGUCCAAUAAAAGACAUAAAUGAGCUCUUUCACCGAACUGUAUAAAGUGUAGGAGCACACUACUAGAUGCUUAUAAACUGCACAUUUACGAAGACAUAUAAAAGGGUCCUUAAAUUUUUAUACUUUAUAUUUAAUUUGUGUGGCCCUCAUAUAUUUGAUAGAUGUCUAACCAAUACUCGAUAAUAAUCAAAUUAUGUAUAUACGUAUUUCUCUAUUUGCGACAUUCGGUGUUGAGAAGAUGUUUCCGAACAAUUUAUUUUUAUGAUCAAUAAUAAUCAUCGAUAACUAGCUAUACCAUGCGGUUCCUAACAGGAUGUGUAGGUUAGUUAAUUUGAUAAAUACAUAUGUAUACCUACAAUCAAUAAUUCUAUUUGAAAAUGUAUCAAACAAAUUAUGUAAUAUACCUACUCAACGUAUGCUGCUCCUGCAAUUUCUAAAUAAAAACUAAAAACACUUUAUUCGUGUGUAUGAUGUUAUGCGUGAUGUUUAGGUAGUUGUAUAAAAUAUGUACUUUUCGUAUAAAUUCAUACUACACGCUAACCCGUACCUGCUACCAGUUUAUACUCGUACGAAAACAGUGUUAAAAUAAAACUAGCCCCAAUAAAUCCGAUGUCGUGGCUCAUUGUGGAUCUUGAAUAAGGUCGAAUUUUGUUUAAUAUUGUAGCCCUUAGGGAAAUUAUCUAAAUAAUCAUGGACCGAAUGUGUAGCUAAAUGCCAAACACAUAGUGUAUCUUUAUUCUGUGAAAAAACAUUGCUAGUAUGUCGCUAGCGAUAACCUUCUUAUCUUUAUAACGAAUGAAGCUCACACAACCUUGACAUGUAACAAUUGCAAUGAAAAAAAAAUCUACUUACAAAAUAACUCAUGACAUAUGAUUAUAAUUAAUACUAUGAAUAUCGAUAAACCACUAUUAUAUAAAUAUAAUCUCUACAAACAUAUAAUUGAUGUCAUGAAACUUAAGUUUUAUUACAAGAAUGUUGUGGACGUAAAGAAUUAAUUUCUAUUAAUUUUUUCAUCACACGUGACUUAUCCUUUAAAACCCUACAUCAUGGCGACAGUGUCUUUGAAAAUAAUAUAAUCAAAUUUUACUGUUAUUUGACGCAUUUAUUAGUGUUCUUAAUUAUGUUUACAUUGUACAGAACAAAUUAAUUAUAACAUUAAUUCUUUGUAUAUUUUUUCAAAUAUAACAAAAUUCCAAAUA
Amyelois transitella is the source of this 7949-nucleotide messenger RNA. RefSeq names its product abnormal cell migration protein 10 (gene pico). The coding region runs from base 356 to 3430 and encodes 1024 amino acids. The record is from RefSeq and is a predicted model, not a curated record. NCBI's taxonomy places the organism in Eukaryota, Metazoa, Arthropoda, Insecta, Lepidoptera, Pyralidae. The transcript is spliced from 15 exons. Gene Ontology annotation, biological process: signal transduction.